GUGCGGGGUUACGCCACCUCCGGUCUCGCGGCUUUGCCUCUCUUCUCCCAUCCCCUUCCACCUCGAGCCAAGAUGCCGCAGUACCAAAACUGGGAGGAGUUCAGCCGCGCGGCCGAGAAACUCUACCUCGCCGACCCUAUGAAGGCACGUGUGGUUCUCAAAUAUAGGCAUUCUGAUGGAAGUCUGUGUAUUAAAGUAACAGAUGAUUUAGUUCGUUUGGUGUAUAGAACAGACCAAGCUCAAGAUGUAAAGAAGAUUGAGAAAUUCCACAGUCAACUAAUGCGACUUAUGGUAGCCAAGGAAUCCCGCAGUAUUGCCAUGGAAACUGACUGAAUGGUUUGAAAUGAAGACUGUCAUGUUCUUAGGAAGUAAACAGAUAAUCUUUUGAAUUUGAGGAAGUGUUGGGACAGAAAAUACUUUAUGUAACUAAGUGGGAUAUUCAAAGGCCGAGAGAUCGUUUUUUAAUGUUUACUUUAGAGAGCUAGGAAUGUAAAUACUUUCAGUUAGAAAGCCUCUAUUUAUUUUUGGAAAUUAAACAUGAAAUACAUCUAUCUUAGAAACUUUGUGCAGAUAAUUUGAUGUUAGGCAAAAUAUAUAAUUAUUUCUUUGGUAAAUUUGUAUCAGUAAUUUGAAAAA
Choloepus didactylus (southern two-toed sloth) is the source of this 636-nucleotide messenger RNA. RefSeq names its product signal recognition particle 9 kDa protein-like. Lineage: Eukaryota; Metazoa; Chordata; Mammalia; Pilosa; Megalonychidae. Gene Ontology annotation, cellular component: signal recognition particle, endoplasmic reticulum targeting. Bases 73 to 333 code for a protein of 86 amino acids. The record is from RefSeq and is a predicted model, not a curated record. The transcript has a single exon. Gene Ontology annotation, biological process: negative regulation of translational elongation; SRP-dependent cotranslational protein targeting to membrane. Gene Ontology annotation, molecular function: 7S RNA binding.